Cryphonectria parasitica EP155 is the source of this 3889-nucleotide messenger RNA. RefSeq lists its product as uncharacterized. The transcript has 3 exons. Gene Ontology annotation, cellular component: nuclear matrix; nuclear pore; cytoplasm. Gene Ontology annotation, molecular function: tRNA binding; small GTPase binding. Bases 333 to 3386 code for a protein of 1017 amino acids. Gene Ontology annotation, biological process: tRNA re-export from nucleus. NCBI's taxonomy places the organism in Eukaryota, Fungi, Ascomycota, Sordariomycetes, Diaporthales, Cryphonectriaceae. The record is from RefSeq and is a predicted model, not a curated record.
GCCACAUGCUGUCUCAACUCUUAACCUGAACCACCUCCACAUCACCUCGGUCAGCUUGGCUUCUCUGUGCUGCAUUGCUUAGGCCAGCCCAUACUCGCAAACCUUGACUGCUUAGCUGUUCUGCCUGCACAAGUACAAGAAUGAGCACGCGGUGACUCUUUUGCUGCCCCGCCUCGAAAUCCACCAGCGAUACGAUGCUGCAUGCUUGCCCAAACCCAAGCCCAAUCAUCACCACCACCCACGCAUGAUAGCAGUCUCCGAGCCACAGGCGCGCACACACCGAAUAAAGCUAUCCCCCGGGGACGUGACUCCUUUACGGAGCUUCCGUCAGAAUGGAGAGUCAGAUUGAAAAUGCUAUUGAGAUAGCGUGGAACCCUCAUUCGGACAACAGUCUCAAGCAACAAGCCUUCCAGUUCCUCGCCAACCUCCGGACAGAUCCACAAGGAUGGCAGUCCUGCGUUGCGAUCUUUAUUCGGGACCCUCCACCAAUGGAGGUUGUCCGUGUCGUCUGCUUGGAGGUUAUCAAUAAUGCUAUCAUGAUCGAGAACGAUGCGAACAACCUGGCCGCGCUGAAGGAUACCUUCCUCGACUAUGUCAGGCGGAGCUAUGCCACCACGCCCGAGCAGCUCGACUCGCCCACUCUCCAGAAUAAGCUCACGCAGACCCUGACCUUCCUUUUCGUACGGCUGUACAAGCAAGGGUGGGAAUCGUUCCUGGACGACUUCCUGUCCAUGACAAGUCUGCCCGGAAGUGAGAGGAGGGACAACACCGUCGGUUGUGUGCUGUACCUGCGUAUACUGCUCUCUGUUCACGAUGAGAUCGCGGACCAGCUCCUCUCCCGCCAGCCAGAUGAGGCCAACCGCAACGUCGAUCUCAAGGAUCUUGUGAGGGAGCGAGACAUGCAAAAGGUGGUGCAUUCAUGGCAGGAGAUCCUUGCUCAAUACCAGGACCGGGACGACAAGAUCAUUGAGAUGACGCUGAAGGUAUUGGGCAAGUGGGUGCAGUGGAUCGAUAUCACCCUGGUCAUCCAGCAGGACAUGAUCAACCUCCUGCUCCCCCUGAUUGGACGUACGGAUAAGGGCGACACCGACAAGGUGAGGGAUGCUGCUGUGGAAGCCUACACCGAGAUCACCGCCAAGAAGAUGAAGCCCAGCGACAAGAUGGAACUCAUUGCUUUCCUCGGUCUAAAGCAGAUCGUGUCGGAGCUCGUGAACAGUCCACCUCUGAACCAAUACAGGGGCACCGCGAAAUAUGAUACCGACCUGGCGGAGGCUGUGGCAAAGAUGGUGAAUGUGGUCAUGACCGACGUGGUUAAGGUUCUAGAGACGUUCAAUCCCGACUCUACCCCUAAAGCCGAGCAGCACCUGCUGGAUUUCCUCCCGCUUCUCCUUCGGUUUUUCUCCGAUGAGUUUGACGAGGUCUGCUCCUCUGUUAUCCCAUCACUCACGGACGUUCUUACCCUCUUCCGGAAGAUGAACCCACUCCCGCCUCAAUAUGGAGAGAUGCUUCCAAGUAUCCUGAAUGCAAUCAUCCUCAAGCUGAGGUACGAUGAGACUGCGUCCUGGGGUAAUGAGGACGAGCAGACGGACGAGGCCGAAUUUCAAGAACUGCGGAAGCGGCUUCAGAACCUACAGAAGAGCGUGGCUGCAGUCGACCAAAACCUUUACCUGGAAACAUUAAGCAAUCUUGUGGCAAACACUUUCCAGACGCUCGAUCAGAGAGGCUCACAGAUGGACUGGCGAGACCUGGACUUGGCGCUAUAUGAAAUGUACCUCUUCGGCGAGCUUGCUCUGCCCAAUCAAGGGUUGGCUGGCAAGUCUCAGCCUUCUACGGCUGCAGCUGAGAGACUGGUACUCAUCAUGUCGAAGAUGGUUGAAUCAGAUAUCUCCAACUUCCCUCAUCCUGCAAUUUUGUUGCAGUACAUGGAGAUCUGUGUUCGAUAUGCUGCCUUCUUCGAAAGUCGCCAGGAGUACAUACCACGUGUGCUCGAAAACUUUGUGCGACUCGUGCAUCAUGAUCACAUGCGGGUCCGCGUCCGAUCUUGGUACUUGUUUUACCGUCUCGUGAAACAACUACGAGCCCAGGUCUCAGAAAUGACUGGAACUGUCAUACAAUCCGUUGCCGAUCUUUUGGCCAUCAAGGCGGAAGUUUCGGGCGACGAAGCCGACGACGACAUGUCUUCCGACGAAUCUGACCACUCAGCGGACGCCGUGUUCACGAAUCAACUCUACCUUUUCGAGACCAUCGGCUGCAUCUCUUCGACGGGCGCUACGCCUAUUGAGAAGCAAGUCAUUUUUGCUCGCACGGUCAUGGAACCAUUGUUCACGGACAUGCAGAAUACACUGCCGCGAGCAAAGGCCGGUGAUGCCCAAGCCAUUCUGCAAGCCCACCACAUUGUCACAGCCCUUGGGUAUUUUGCUCAUGGAUUUUCUGACUCCCCCACGGGCAACAAUCUCAGCAAGCAACCUCCCCCAGCCAAGGAGAUCUCCGAGGUCUUUUCGCAUGUUGCUGAGGCAGUUCUAGUCGCUCUGAAGGAGCUGAACUCCAACAGCGAAAUUCGUACCGCAUGCAGAUCCGCUUUCUCUCGACUUCUCGGUGUGCUCGGUUCCACCGUCCUCCCGCAGUUGCCGCAAUGGAUUGAAGGCCUGCUUUCUCAAAGCUCAUCGAACGACGAGAUGGCCAUGUUCCUCCGACUACUCGAACAGGUGGUGUUUGGAUUCAAGGCAGAGAUUUACGAGAUCCUCAACCUACUCCUGACACCACUCCUGCAGCGCAUAUUUGAGGGCCUGUCGCAACCUGUUACGGGCACCGAUGACGAUAUCCAGCUUGGUGAGCUGAGGAGGGAAUACCUACAUUUCAUACAGAUCAUUCUGGCAAACGACCUUGGGGGUGUCUUAGUCAGCGAAACAAACCAGGGGUACUUUGAGUCUGUUAUCUCUUCAAUCAUCACACUAGCCAGGACCAUUUCUCACGGCAAUAUGUCUACGAGCCGAUCAGCUUUUGGCCUGCUGCAACGCAUGACCGCUGUCUGGGGUGGCCCUGACGUUGCUACCAUCUCGAGCAACCCCAGCCCUCCGUCCGGCUCACCAUCGCCUCUCAUCCCUGGCUUUGAUCAAUUCAUCAUGGACCGGUUCCACCCUCUCUGCUGGGAGGUUCUACGAGAUCCGCAAUUCAACCCCUCUGAUGCUCAGACCAGACAGGUUGUGAACGAGAUCGCGCAGCUUGAGCAGACCAUCUACACCAAGACCGGCGAGGUCUUCAUCCACAACCUACAGUCCACGUUAUUCCCCUCCCUCGGUAUCGAUGGCGCCGAGUUCUUGCAGACCAUGUCCACUGACAGGAAGGCCUUCUUAAAUUAUCUUACACGGCUUAGUGGCAGUAAGUGAUUUACAGUCAACAGUCAGGCAUGCGUGGAGAGGCCGUGGGGCAGAAGGAGGCGUGGGUAGAGGAGAGCUUUGGCUUGCACAAGUACUGUGCUAGCAAGCAAGGGGGGCCAAGCACAAGUAAGACUAGGGACUGAGAGGUUGGCCCUUUUAGUACUUGAACGAGUUGGGCAGGGCCAAGCAUUACAGGAUACCAUGCUUUCACAAUCAUCAAUCAUCCGUGGGGGUUUCAAGUUGAAGAGCCACAAGGCCAGGGUUCGGGAUGGAUAUGGUUUUAAAUAGAAAGAAAAAAAGAUUCCCCCUCAAAAAUCAAAUACUUUCCUAGCGUGUUAAUUUUCCGCUGCACAAGACUGUUCUCGUUGCAAUUAUUAUCUCUUGUGGUUCUUGAAAUUCGCUCGCUGCAGACAUCAGACGUGCCUCAGUCAUCUUUUGUAUUGUAUUUCGGUAGACAAGACAUAGAUCUCCCUUUAGCAUUCAGCGUCUAGAUAUAUCUUGUCCGUGUUCUC